Messenger RNA from Pyricularia pennisetigena, 1128 nucleotides. RefSeq lists its product as uncharacterized. The record is from RefSeq and is a predicted model, not a curated record. Lineage: Eukaryota; Fungi; Ascomycota; Sordariomycetes; Magnaporthales; Pyriculariaceae. The transcript has a single exon. Bases 1 to 1128 code for a protein of 375 amino acids.
AUGGGGCCUCUCCCUGCAGAUCUAGACCGUCGUCCUCUUCGCGAAGGUUGGGCUUGGCCACAGGCAUCAAGCCUUUCGAGAGGCUUCGCGAGUCGCUGCACAGACCCAAGACCGCGACAGGUUCCCGGGGCUGCAUCGACGAGCAGAGGCCAAAGAGAGCAGCAACUCCAACCGACUGGAGACCUUCCACCGCUGCAGACAGCCCCCACUCAUCCAAAUUCAAAGAAGGCGGCUUCCACGGCCGACUUGCCCAUGGAGCCAUCAAGAUCGGGUCGUUCUACCGUCGAUUACUUCCCAGCCGACGCCAGGAGCAGCACUAGUCAUAGCAGUGGCUCCUUAAUCCGUUCUGCUGAGCGGAGUCCCAUCAGCCCACUGGAGCCCAUACCCGAGGUUCAAUCGGUUAUGCGCUCGCAGUUCAAAGAGCUCAAGUGGGCAGAUGAGCAGAAGAAGUCAGACCAGGAUCAGAAAACGGACAAGCAGGCCCAGAAGGAGCCAAGCGAACAAGCAUCUAAGAAGGAUCGAGAGUCGUCAAGGUCUAGGUCUGAUCCCAGACCUGCUGCGGCAGGCAGACGACCCUUAAGACCAUUCACGAUUGACAGAAGCGGAAGGCGACCAUCCGGAGGUCUCGUUGGGCGAUCCACUGCCCAGGUUCAUGCUGCCCAACCCAUAGGGGCUACCUUUGCACCCUUGCCAUCCGUUAACACGAUCCUCAGGCCCGUCUCGUCGGCCGCGACAGCCAAAUCGCCCCUGUCUGCAUCACCCGAGGCGCCUCUAACGGCGACAAGCAUUGCUUUUCCCAUUUUUGGAAGCAUGAACCCGCUCCCGGCGCUCAGGCGGGCCAUGUCGGACCUGAUUCCGGAAAGGCCGGCAUACCCUUACGAUCCACUACUCGACAACUACGCCCCUGAGCAGCCCUUCCACAUCCAAUGGCGCCGCGGCAGCGUCGAUGGCCAACAAUCGCCUGUAACGACCCACAUGGCCUCGCCACCCAUAAGGUCUCAAAGGAGUUCAGCUUCCACUCUGCCCUUGUCGUUGGAUCCCAACAUCAUGACCACGCCUUCUGGUGCUUCUCAUCCGGGACGACCGUUUGUCACUGAGUCGAUUGCGCGAUUUGGCCAGCAGCGAUGA